Oryzias melastigma (Indian medaka) is the source of this 865-nucleotide messenger RNA. RefSeq names its product dedicator of cytokinesis protein 9. The record is from RefSeq and is a predicted model, not a curated record. NCBI's taxonomy places the organism in Eukaryota, Metazoa, Chordata, Actinopteri, Beloniformes, Adrianichthyidae. Gene Ontology annotation, biological process: small GTPase-mediated signal transduction; positive regulation of GTPase activity. Bases 49 to 741 code for a protein of 230 amino acids. Gene Ontology annotation, molecular function: guanyl-nucleotide exchange factor activity. The transcript has 5 exons.
UCUUUUGUCCUCCAGUUCCCGUGUACAUUCUUUGACGGCCGCGCCGACAUGUGCGCUUGCCUCUGCUACGAAAUCCUCAAAUGCUGCAACUCCAAGCUGAGCUCCAUCCGCAGCGACGCCGCCCACCUCCUCUACUUCCUCAUGAAGAGCAAUUUUGACUACACCGGCCGCAAGUCCUUCGUGCGGACUCACCUGCAGGUGGUGAUCGCCGUCAGUCAGCUGAUCGCGGACGUCAUUGGAAUCGGGAGUACGCGCUUCCAGCAGUCUCUCUCCAUCGUCAACAACUGUGCCAACAGCGACAAGAACAUAAAGCACACAGCGUUCCCGUCCGACGUGAAGGACUUGACCAAGCGCAUCAGGACGGUGCUGAUGGCCACCGAGCAGAUGAAGGACCACGAGAACGACCCGGAGAUGCUGGUGGACCUCCAGUACAGCUUGGCCAAGUCCUACACCAGCACCCCGGAGCUGCGUAAGACCUGGCUGGACAGCAUGUCCCGCAUCCACAACAAGAACAGCGACCUGUCAGAGGCGGCCAUGUGUUACGUUCAUGUUGCAGCUCUGGUGGCUGAGUACCUGUGGAGAAAAGGGAUGUUCAGGCAGGGCUGCUCCGCUUUCCGGGUCAUCACUCCCAACAUUGACGAAGAGGCGGCCAUGAUGGAGGACGUGGGGAUGCAGGACGUUCACUUCAACGAGGUCUCGCCAAGUUCCAUUUUUUUUCUACAAUUAUGCACAAAUGCCUGAAGUUCUACCAUUUUUUUUAUGAGUUUUAUUCAAAUAAGUUGACACUUUUCUCAAAUUGGUCACCAUAAACUUUCUGUGUCAUCUCCUAAAAACCCAGAUUUGGAAGUUUCUAAUACUCAAAGAU